AUGACGAGGGAUGGUAGGGUUGUGCCACGUCACCCGUCUGGCAAGCGCCUCUGGGAUCGUUGCAAGUUUGAAAGCCAUCACGUCAAGGGGAUUGGGUCACUGUAUUGCUCAGGCUGGGAUACUCUCCACCACCACCGAAUGUUCUCGACCACAGAGAGGGAGGUAAAAGGUAGCCAACGGAUUUGCAUCAUGAGGACGGGGGUGGUGAGGAUAUGCAAGCAUCGGGUAGUCAACUGGGCUGAUAUAGAGACCCAUGCAAUUGAUCUUCUGACCAAAGAGCCCCAGAUGGUCGGUUCUUGGUUUGAGGUGGAUGUCUUCCGAGAGGCAAAGGCAGCCACUGUACAGCUUAUCGCCUGCGAAGAUCCCGAACAUGAGAGAAGCUUGAAGUUUCAGCUAGAAUUCGUCUCAGACAAACGGAUCACUUUCUUGGGUGCAGCAAUUUUUUCACAUAACUGGCGGGGUAUCACACCCGGCCUCUGGUCCGACCUAAGGGGCCUGACGGACCAAACAAUGCAGGAGCAGAGGGGUCAGUCAGUCAGGUAUGGGCGUGAUGGGAAAGCUCGAUUCAAUCCAUCGCACUCAUGGUUCCACGCAAUGGACCCCGACUCGUACAUCUCGACGACGAUAUAA
Molecule: messenger RNA, 630 nt
Organism: Podospora pseudocomata
Lineage: Eukaryota; Fungi; Ascomycota; Sordariomycetes; Sordariales; Podosporaceae
Exons: 1
Coding region: 1-630 (209 amino acids)
Source: RefSeq, a predicted model, not a curated record